This is a messenger RNA of Lates calcarifer (barramundi perch), 9665 nucleotides long. It is a transcript of the gene tanc2a, whose product is annotated as tetratricopeptide repeat, ankyrin repeat and coiled-coil containing 2a. The transcript has 30 exons. NCBI's taxonomy places the organism in Eukaryota, Metazoa, Chordata, Actinopteri, Centropomidae. Gene Ontology annotation, cellular component: dendritic spine. The coding region runs from base 418 to 6297 and encodes 1959 amino acids. Gene Ontology annotation, biological process: regulation of dendritic spine morphogenesis. The record is from RefSeq and is a predicted model, not a curated record. Gene Ontology annotation, molecular function: protein binding.
CGGAGGAGACUCGUGCCACCAGGGCUCUUCAGACGUCAGCUCGUGCUCACCGGAGGAAAGGAAAUAAUGGUCAUUUAUAUCACCAUCCGUCUAUUGAUAAAGAGAUACUAAUACCUGGUAAUGAAUGGGGAACUGGGAAGAGUGGGAAUCUGCCUCACGCGCAACGACCCCGCUGGUUUGUACCGGGAAUUUACGAAAGAGAACUCACCGAGCGUUUGAUAUUAACCCGACCGUAACCGACCUAUUAUCUGCCGGUCUGACAUUAUUCCUAUCGCCGGUGAUCUGAGGGAAAACAAACACUCAAGAUGCCAUGUCAGGAAAACGGUAGCUGCCUCUUGUCAUUCAGCAACCUAGACAGCACACAGAGAAGGGGUUAUUGACAGGAAGUCUGUGUGUGACCUGCUGUCCUAAGCAAUCAUGUUCCGAAACAGCCUGAAGAUGCUGCUGGGAGGCAAAAGCCGUAAGAGCAACAACAGUGGUGGCAGUAGCAUUGAGCCAGAGGGGCCAGACGUCAGGAUGAUGGAGGGAUUCACUCGUUCGCUUCCAUCCUCUCCUCUCCUCAACCUUCGGCUGGGCAAAAGAACUGGUGAGGAUGAAGACUUAGGACCUCCUCCCUCUGUGGAUGAGGCCGCUGAUGCUCUGAUGACCAGGUUGGGCUUCCUGCUGGGGGACAAGAUAAACACUGGAGAGCCAGGGUCCCCUUACCAUGUCCAGCAUGAUGAACAGAGGAUCUCCCCCUCCUCCAGUCUGGCAAGUAGCAGCACCUCCCCUAGUUCCACACUGCAGCCUCCUGCUGGAGGAGAGGGCAACAACAACAAGCAUGCCUCCUCCAACCACGCCUCUGUCACCUCCCCCACCUCCACACUAGAAAGCAGAGACAGCGGCAUCAUAGCCACAUUGACAAGCUAUUCUGCAGAGUCGGCAGCAGAGCAGAGCAGCAGCACCAAAUACCCCGGUGAUGGUUACCAUGGGAGCAGCCUCAACCUCUGGCAGCAGGGGGGGCGGCCGGUGGUGGCCUCCACCUCCUCUUCCUGUAUGGUGGCAACGGGAAAUGCUAAGGACAGCUUUCUGUACAGGGUGGAUGAUAACAUGGCCGUGUCCACGUACAGCCUCAACAAACUCCACCCAGACCGAGGCCCUGGUGUCGCCCACUCCUCAGGCUCCACCCACUCCAUACCUCUAUACCUCAUGCCUCGCCCUAACUCAGUUGCGGCCACUAGUUCUGCCCACCUUGAAGAUCUAGCCUAUCUGGAUGAGCAGCAGAGACACAUUCCCUCAAGGACAUCCCUCAGAAUGCCCAGACAGAAUUCUGGGAGUUGUAGUCAACAGGACCACAGAGUUUGUUUCACUCCCUCUCUCAACCUGAAGCCCCUCCACUUUGAGGUUCCCGGUCUCUCUUCUGAUUGGCUGUUCACCGGUAGGGAGUGGCUCUUUCAGGAAGUGGAUGCCUGUCUCCGCAGAGAUGACCCAUCAACCAGUCGGGGGGUGGUGAUUGUCGGCAACAUGGGCUUUGGCAAAACAGCCAUCAUAGCCCGUCUGGUGGCGCUCAGUUGUCAUGGAAGCCGAAUGUGGCCAACCCCACCAGGCAGCCAGACCAUCCCUAAGCAUGUAGCACCUGUUUCUUUCUCCAACGAUUCCCUGGAAAGAGGGGAUGGAGGAGGAGGAGGAGGAGGAGGAAGCUGUCCAGGAACUCCAGAGAUGAGGAGGAGACAGGAGGAGGUGCUGAGGAAGCUCGCAGCACAGGUAGUUUCUUAUCAUUUCUGUCAGGCUGAUAACUGUCACACCUGUAUGGUUCCCGAGUUCGUCCACAAUAUGGCCGCGAUGCUAAGUGAUGCCCCUCAGCUGUUAGCCUAUCGGGAGCUGCUUCAUCAGUCACCACAGCUACAGAGCAUGCUAAGUCUGCGCUCCUGCAUCCAGGAUCCAAGCUCUGCCCUCCAGAGAGGAAUACUGGACCCACUGGACGCUCUCUACAGAGAGAGGAAGUUGCAUGUGGAAGGGGCGGGACUUAUUAUACUGAUUGACGGGUUAAACGAGGCAGAAUUCCACCGGCCGGAUUAUGGCGACACGCUGACCUCUUUCCUGUCCAAAAAUGUCCUGAAAUUUCCUUCGUGGUUGAAGGUCAUUACCACUGUCAGGACCAGUCAGCAGGACAGCACUUGUUCUCUACCUUUUCACCACAUCUCUCUAGACAAGAUGGAGGAGAACAGUGCCAUAGACCAGGACCUGCAGGGUUACCUGAUGCAGCGCAUCCACAACAGUGUUGAGAUCCAAAGCAAUGUGUCACUGAGCAAUGGUCGCCUUGACAACACAGCACUUACCAAAUUGGUCAGCCACCUGAAGAGCCUGAGCAGAGGCUCAUAUCUCUACCUGAAACUGACCCUAGACCUGAUAGAGAGAGGAUACCUGGUCCUAAAGAGCUCCAGCUUCAAGGUGGUUCCUGUGAGUCUAGCAGAGGUCUACCUGCUGCAGCUCAACAUGCGUUUUCCCACCCAAUCGUCUUUUCAGAGAGUUCUGCCACUGCUCAACAUCACUGUGGCAUCACUGCACCCACUGACAGACCAGCAGCUGUUUGAGGUGGUGAAUUCGGGCGCUUUGACUGGAGGAACACUUCGGUGGGCUGAGUUUGUGCAGCGGCUGGAGCAGCUCUCGUCUUUUCUGCUGAGGCGAAGCGACGGCAGCUGGAUGCUAAACCAUGCCUCCUUCAGAGAGUGGCUAGUUUGGAGAGAGGAGGGCCAGGACAACAGGUUCCUCUGUGACCCCAGGAGUGGUCACACUCUGCUGGCCUUCUGGCUCUGCAGACAGGGGGGGAAGCUAAAUCGACAGCAGACACUGGAGCUGGGACAUCACAUCCUGAAGGCUCACAUCUAUAAGGGUCUGAGUAAGAAGCUUGGGGUUUCCUCCUCAGUUCUGCAGGGGCUGUGGCUAUCCUACAGCACAGAGAACCUCAGCCCUGCUCUCUCUUCUCUACGCAACCUCUACACCCCUAACAUCAAGGUGAGCAGGUUGCUGAUAAUGGGUGGGGCUGAUGUGGAUUACCGUAGUGAUGUCCUCAACAAUGCCCCCCUGCUGUGUGUGCACUCCCACCUGGGCCACAAUGAUGCCGUGGUGCUGCUGCUUGACCACGGAGCUCAGGUGGACGCUCAGUCACAUGAUGGCAUGACUGCACUGGGAUUCGCUGCUGCUGCUGGACAUCUGGACAUCGUCAUCAUGCUAAGUCAACACGGAGCUAAGGUGGGUCAUGUGGACAGUGCAGGUCAGUGCGUGUUAGUGCACGCGGCUCAGCGAGGCCACCUUAAGGUGCUGCACUUCCUGUUGAAAAACACAGACUGGAGCUGCACUUCUUGCUGUAGCCAGAGGGGGGUGAACAAGAGCCAGGCGGUGCAGCAAGCUCUGAUUGCAGCAGCUAGCAUGGGCCACACAGAGAUUGUAUCAUACUUACUGGAUCUACCAGAGGAAGAUGAGGAAGAAGAAGAGAGACCAGAGAUCAACACAUUUGACAGUCUCUGGGGAGAGACAGCUCUAACAGCAGCAGCAGGAAGCGGUAGGCUGCCUGUAUGCAGGCUGUUGUUGGAUCAGGGGGCUGCUGUUGAGCAAGGCAACAGGCGGGGUGUGGCUCCACUCUUCAGUGCUGUGAGACGGGGUCACUGGCAGGUGGUGGAGUUGUUACUGAAUCACGGGGUGGAGGUGAACAUGGUUGACCAGCAGGGUCGAACAGCUCUAAUGACGGCAGCCUCAGAGGGACAUAUGCCCACCGCCCAGCUGCUGCUGGAUCACGGAGCCUCUCUGGACCAGACCGACAGGGAGGGGUUAACAGCGCUGAGCUGGGCAUGUCUAAAAGGACAGCUCCCAUUGGUCAAAGAACUGGUUAAGAGAGGUGCAUCCACAUCUCAUGCUGACCGCAGUGGGAGGACACCCCUGGAUCUGGCUGCCUUUCGUGGUGACCCAGAAGUGGUGCAAUACCUGGUCGAUCACGGCGCGUCGGUGGAGCACGUGGAUUGUAGUGGGAUGCGUCCUCUGGACCGAGCGGUCGGCUGCAGAAAUACUGCAGCAGUCAUCGCUCUGCUCAAAAAGGGAGCCAAGAUAGGACCAGCGACCUGGGCCAUGGCAACCUCUAAACCAGACAUCUUAAUGGUUCUGCUCAGUAAAGUGAUCCAAGAGGGUGACAAACUAUACAAGCAAGGUAAUGUGAGGGAAGCUGCUCACUCCUAUCAGUCAGCACUUCAGAAAUUUCCAGGAGAUGAGUUGAAAACGUUCAGACAGCUGAGAGUGUGUGUGCUGCUCAACCUGUCACGCUGCCGCCGCAAGAUGAACGAUUUUGGCCUUGCAGAGGAGUUUGCUACCAAAGCACUAGAGCUAAAAGCAAAAUCAUAUGAGGCCUUUUAUGCCAGAGCCCGGGCCAAACGUAGCCGCAGACAAUUCCAUGCAGCCCUGGAAGACCUAAUCGAGGCCAGCCGCCUGUGUCCAUCCAACCGGGAGAUCCAGCGUUUGCUGUCCCGGGUCAAGGAAGAGUGUCGGCAGGUUGCGCAACAACAAGACUCCCCAGCUCAUUCAUCACACCAUGUUCAUCAACAGAAUGUGUCCAUCAGCGAGGCCAGGUGCAGAGAUUUAGUUAGUCUGCAGGUGCAGGACAGGGAGGGGCUUACAGAGGAGGAGGAAGAAGAGAAGGAAGAGAGGAGGUGUUACACGGAAGGAGAUCCUCCUCCACACUCCUCCUCCUUUCACCCUCUACCUGCGGUUCAAAGUCUUGACACACACUGUCACCCUGGGGUGCCGUCCUCCCUUUUCUCCACUCACGUGUAUCAUUCUGUCCAUUCCCCCUCUUCCUCCUCACCCUGUCACUCUGCUCCUCCACCUCCUCCUUCCUCUUCCUAUCACCAUUUCAGCCCUCCUCCCUCCCCAAUAGAACAUCAGAAGCUAGCCAGUCCAGCGUCAGAAAGUAUCCCUGCAAUGUCAGGAACUGGAGGUCUACACCACUACCCACAGUCCAUCCCAGCCCUUCACCACUCAGACCAAAAACAGGGAGUGCAGCAGCACCACUAUCUGUCUGAUCAGAGAUCCUUCCAGAAGCAGAACCCUGUCCAAGGCCAGUGGCUCCAAUCAGCCAAAGCCCAGGUUGUCAGAACCAGUCAGCCCAGUUCCUCAUCUCACUCGAGCAUGGUUUUGGGAAGUUCUGCUUACUCACAGUUUGCCAAUCUGCCCCAAGAACUAGUCGAACUUGGGGAAGGAAUUUGCUCUAGUCCCCUAGAUUUCAGGCCUAGUCUGCAGGUCCAGGCUGGUCUGAAUUCCGGAGCUUCAUAUCCACUAGAUGAUGUUGAUGUUGACUUGGUCGAGUCAAGACCUGCAUCUGCCCAUGGGAGAGGAGCAGAAGGGGAAAGGGCAGGGAAAAACCGAUUUGCCCAGGCCCGCCAGUUCAGCCGCAACCAAUCCAAAGCAGCUUACUACCCCAUGGAAGUUACAGAGGCUACAAUGGGACCCCGUGAUAGCCCUCCAUCAUUGCAUGAUUAUCAAUAUCACCACCAGGGCGGGCUACGACACCCGCUGAGUGCCCACCCAAUCUCCUCCUCUGCCUCCUCCCCGAGGCCUCUCAUGCAGAGUGUCAGUGUCCGUUUCUCCACCAGCAGCAGCAGCCUCGCCAGUGGGCAGCCUGCUAAUCAUGACUCUGGCUUCAGGACCUCAGCCUCCACCCAGCACAUGGAUUUACCUUCAGAUCUGGCCUCUGUGGGAGGGGUUACUGGUUACCAUGAUGAUCUCUUUCUGAUCUCCUCUCCCCAGUCAGAAAUAUGCAUGUUAGGAGGUGGGACUUAUCCUGGAGAGGUGGGCCGAUCAUCUAGGGGCACUCCUUUUAUGGGAGUUAUUGACAAGACAGUGAGGGUGCACCAGCAGUAUCCUCAACAAGCCCCUUCCAGUUCCUCAUCCUGUCUCAGCCCCUCUCGCUCCUGGGCUGUGUCCUCAGUGGACAUGGUGGUCACCUCGCCUAGCAAAACCCCCACCAAUCAAGGAGGCUUCAGUCAACCACAGCCAUCCUCUAUUGCCUACCACAACCGUAGCAACAACAAUGCCCACAACGGUCACCUGCUCCAUGAUAACCAACUCGACUACUACGAGGUGCUGCCGGGCAGCGAUCUUCAGGGUGAAGGCUCACUGCAGGUUGGCAGUCACAAUACCUCCUACCUGGACGUGAAGCUGGCCCGAACACUGCCAGUGAUUCAUAGCUGCUCAGACAGACUGACUGAGAGAAAGACAGGACCUACCUCUCCUGUCAAACCAAAAAGACCCUUUGUCGAGUCCAAUGUAUAGAGACCAGUUUAAAUGUUAAGUCAUAGACAAGGAAGGAGGCUUAACGAGGAGUGCUUAUAAAGAAGUUGUUGUACCUGUGUAUUCCAAAAUUCACUGAGGCUAUAGAUUUAUUCAAGUCUGGCUAUGCUUGACCAAACUAUGUUGUUGCAUGUAGUUUGUAUGACAUGCAGUACAUACAAUAUUCGAAGGAGAUGCAAUAAUAGUUGUUGGUUGUACACUCUGUAGUACUCACAGAAAGUGAUUAAAGUAGUUUGUUUGUGUACUUCAUUUGACGCACAAAGAGAACUCAAGAAAUCCUGGCUGUGCUUUCACCUGGUGAGUUGCUGCGUGAAGUGGCACUCGGAUUGUUGGUCUUGGAAAGACUUCAUGUGAUGCACACUGUGCAGAAGAAGUACAAUAUGGAAAACAGGAACAGUUCCAGGUGAGGUUUGUCAGUUAACCAGAAGAAGCAACAACGAAGGGAAGGACUUGACUUUUCAUUCUGAAACAAGUGACAGCUCCUGGCAUCACAAAGCACAACGAGGAAGGGGAGGAAGGGGGAAAUAAAUAAAUAAACCAGGUGUCACUGGAAAAUCCCUCCCUCCUUCCUUCCUCUGUCAUCUCUGGCUUACAGUACAUCUAAAUAGUGAUGUCUCUGGAUGCCCAUGUUAUACUGCUCUAGAGUUUUUCUGCCAAGUUCAUGUAUUCAACUCCAGAUGGUGACAUCCAUUCAGACAGCAGAGACACAAAGGCACAAGUAUUACCUUUAUGUGCUGUUGAUGCCUUUAAUGAAGAUUUUAAUGAAGUUUGAAGCGCUUAAUUGAUACAAUGACUGGAAACCUGGAUACAUCUAGGCUCUAAAACUUGCGCCAGGCAGAUGCUGGUCAUUGACCCAGUCCUAAGCCAUAGUUUGAGAGACUAGGAUGAUGCUGUCAUUGAAUGAGCACUGACUUGCUGUUUAUAAAACAAAAGUAAGUGGUAUUUAUCUAUUUUAAGUUAUGUCUGUGUAAACUGUACGGAUAUUGUUUCUUUUAUUCCUUUUGGAUUUGCCUUUUUAUCUUUUUGAGGGUUUUUCACUCUGAAUGUGGAAAUGCAAACCUUCUUUUCCAGGAGACAAAAAAUGAGCAGCAUUGAAGUUCAGCUUUGCUCAGUUCUGGGUUGACAUCUAUACAUCUACUCCCGCUUGAGUGAGAUAGCAUCACUAUAUACAAUGACACAACCUGGAAAAAUGCCUUUUAAGAUUUUUUGGAUAUUUUUACUUCAGGUAGAUUUUUUACUUUUGUUUUUUCUAUGAAGGCCUUUUGUAUUCUGUAGUCCUAUCAGUCCUAAUUCAUACAAACCACAUGGUUCCCAGCCAAUAUACUAGGGCCCUUUACACUCAUUGCCAUAGAAACAUAGUGCUUACAUGUCCAACGAGCUGGCAACUGGCUCCUCUUACUGUCAGUAAUUCAGCAAAAAAGCCAAAUGACCAUUCACUAAACUCCUUCCCUGAGGAGUGAUCCUCCAGUCAAAGCUCAGGAGCUGUAACGAGACAGAGCACAGCCUGGCAGGGUCUGGAUUUCUCCAUCAUCCUUUACAUUUAAAGAUAUAUGAUAUAUUUUGAUAUAUUUUUGUUUUAGCCUCCUCAAAAGCAAAAAAGUAAAGUAAGGAAUGGAUUAAUGUGUAAUUAUCUGCUGGAACAUAAGUUGCAAUCAUUUGCAUGUCUGGCCAAGUAGAUUACUACCCACAGUAAUAACCCAGUUUGAAGGCCAAAGAGCUUAUCAUUGGCUGACUACAUGACUUUGUUAGGCCACAGGUGAUGUUUAAAAUAAAUUUAAAAAAAAUCUGUUCAUCUCCUGCCAAUCCAUUAUAUAGUAUUUUCUCACUUGUAUCUGGUACGGGAUGCCUUCUGUGUUUAGGCUAAUGUUUGCAGCUCUGUUCUGCUCCUUAUUCUAUUUCAUGAAGCUUACUCUACGGCAACUCCAACCAAACUUGUUAGCUGAGACAGUGUUACUCUACAAUUGCCAAACACAUAAUUUGUCCUCAGUCUAGUCUGUAACACUCAAAGUGGAAAAAAAAUAUGGCUUGAAAAUAUGAACAAUUAUAAGCUAAGCAAGUAAGUGAGUUAUGUUACAUAACAAUACGAUCUUACUGGUUUCCUAUCACCUAUUCAUAAGCACAAGAACAGUCCUGGUUUUGUUUACAGGUAUUCUACAGGAACAUAGGCGCUAAUUUAUGUUUUUGCUGGAAAGUGCUGCAGCCAGUUUGCUAUCAAAUCACCAUAUGCUGGGAAACAUGCGCGCUCAGCACUCUCUGCAGCUGCUUCUGGACCCAAGCACUUGCUAUCCAUAUACAGGCUUCAUCAAGUGGUGGGGAUAGGGGAUGUUUGCCACAGUUCUUUAGCACAGUAUUGCGUAUGUAGACAUCAAGUCAUUUUAAGAUCCCUUUUAAAAGAUUCUGCUGGAAAGAUUUAAAAGUCAACCUCAGACUGUGUUUUCAACCAACUAAUUACAGCUGCUCAAAUCUGUCAGCAAAAGCUAUUGUUUCAGGCAGCAAAAGUGACAGUUGAUGGCUAAAACUAAGAGGCCUUCUUUUGUUUAUGUCUCUGUGAAAGCAGGGGCCCGUUGUUCUGAAAAUUCAUUUUGAAACAUUUUGAAUCAUAGAUCUGCUGUGAGUCCAAUCCAGCAGUCAAACCUGGGCCAUCCAGAGCGUGUUAUUAACAGAUGUUAAUACGGUGUUCAGAAAGUGUUUUAAUGUAUUUUAUGCACAUUAAUGUCUGGCUUUUUUGUACAUGUUUUUUUUCUAAUGAAUCAGCAACUUGGUUUCAGAGUUGUUGGUCCUGAUGUAACCUAUGACCUCUAACCUCUCUGUCAGUCUCUCUGACCACUGCUCUUUUUUCUUAUUGCUCAGGAGUCUCCAGCUGUUAGAAGAUGUGGUAAUACUUAAUUACUUUGGUUCACAAGGCAUUUUCACAGUCUGACUGCUGGAGAUUGUGUGUAAUUCUGGCCAGUUAGAAUAAUGAAGUACAUUAUUAGCAAAUCGACUGGAUGUUCAAGAUUAGCGUUAGCGUUGCUUUAAAUCCUCGAUGAGCUGGAUGACAGAUGUGUAGUCUGUCAAUAAGACAAUGUGUUUUGCUGUAUAUAUAGGACUUAAUACCCAACUCAAAGGGUCUCAAGCCCCCAGUUUUAAACACCAUGUUGAGCAGGGUCAGUGUGCUCCCUGUUAUUGGGGUUACUGUGGGCUUUUUCACUGUGUAUAAGAUUAAGAGGUUGAUAUUUAAAACCCAGGACUGUUACAUCAGUAAGUACUUCAAUAUUAAACAUUUAAAAUGUGUUUUUAAUCAGCUAAUGUGAAAUUAUUGACUGCUGAGCUAACGUUAUGAAGAAGAAUAAAGCUGAAUGAAAGGCUAA